Messenger RNA from Octopus bimaculoides (California two-spot octopus), 581 nucleotides. RefSeq names its product tetratricopeptide repeat protein 37. Gene Ontology annotation, cellular component: Ski complex. The record is from RefSeq and is a predicted model, not a curated record. Gene Ontology annotation, molecular function: protein binding. Lineage: Eukaryota; Metazoa; Mollusca; Cephalopoda; Octopoda; Octopodidae. Gene Ontology annotation, biological process: nuclear-transcribed mRNA catabolic process.
AAGAAGAGAAAAACUUCAACGCUCUGGCAUAUAUCCGUACAUUAGAAGGGGUGAAACUGUGCAAUGUUGAUAUUGUGAAAGAAGGUGUUGUACAAGCUGGUGGACUGCUUUCGUUUUGGCAGAUUUUGGAGGAAGUUAGCAUUAAAGAAGGACUCCUUGAAGAUGCAGAAUUUAUUGCAGGUCAAUGUGUUAACUUAGCACAGUCUGAAAGUGCAAGAGAAGGUCGACUUCUGCCGAUGAUCAGGUUGGUUCUGUACAGCUUCAAACGACUCAUGAAAGACCUGACAUGUGGCUACAGUUUGUCCAUGUUCGAGGAAGCUGUGAAAGAAGUGUUGGAACUUGAUCCAUUGUGUACAACAGCUAACCUCAUGUAUGGUAUUGUUGAAGCUCUGAAGAACAAGGACUCCAAAACAGCUCCUGAUUUCCUGAAACAAGUGAUCAACGAUGAUAAAAUCACUGGUGGGUUAUCCUUUGCUGCGUCUCUUGCCCGUCAGCAUCUCUUGAAGCUCUCUCUCAAGAAAAACAACUCGGAUUCUGAAAUAAAGAUAUAUUAUUCAGAUAUAAUCUUAAUUGCAAAAUAA